Molecule: messenger RNA, 881 nt
Organism: Myxocyprinus asiaticus (Chinese sucker)
Lineage: Eukaryota; Metazoa; Chordata; Actinopteri; Cypriniformes; Catostomidae
Gene: nppc
Product: natriuretic peptide C
Exons: 3
Coding region: 86-478 (130 amino acids)
Biological process (GO): receptor guanylyl cyclase signaling pathway; cGMP biosynthetic process
Cellular component (GO): extracellular region
Molecular function (GO): hormone activity; hormone receptor binding
Source: RefSeq, a predicted model, not a curated record
CCUGUGGGAGUAAAUGAAGGGCUGUGAUUGCAUUCUGAACUGAACUUCUCCAUCGAGAUCAACCGCUUUUGAAAGCAUCAUCAACAUGAUCAUCUCGCAUUUGGUGGCUUGUGGACUUAUACUGACCCUUCUAACAGCCAGCACAGAGGCAAAAUCCUUAACGCAGGCAGAACAGAGGUCCCUCAGGGCACUGCUGGGAGAGGAACUGUUGGAGUUCCUAGCAACAGAUGAGAGCGAAAGAAGGAUGGAGAGCAGAGCGCGUCUUCUAAGGGACCUCCGGAUGGACACUCGGGCAAAGGGCAUGUGGGCUCGUUUCCUGAACGACCAGCCUGGAUCACGGAGACAUAAAGCUGGAUCUAAGAAGGGAGGGACGACAGCUAGGAGUGGAUGCUUCGGACACAAGAUGGAUAGGAUAGGGACCAUGAGUGGGAUGGGAUGUCAACCGUCCCAUUACCCCUCUGCAAACAAUCUUUCAUGAGCGUAUCAUGGAAGUCAUUGAUUUUGGACAGAAUGGACUUAGUUGCUCCUCUUCUGAGGAAAAAUGUAAAGAACCAGACUAAUGGUACGAAGCCACUAUGAGCACCGUUUGUGGGGACAAUAAAACAAUUGAAAUAAAAUAGAUUAAAUAUAUGUAUGAAAUAAACGAUAUGGCGGAUAUUGUGGAUAAAAGCUGUAUAUUGUUGCUGCUGAUGUAAAUUCAUGUAUUUCAUUCUCGCAUAAAUGUAUUUAUGUUUUAAAAACUAUUUAUAUGUUUAUAAAAGAGAUAUUUAUAAAUAUGAGUUUUUUUAUUUAUGUAACAUUUUGACAAUUAUGUUUGUAACUUUUUUUUUUGUCUUUAAUAAUUGUACAUGAUUUAAAAACCAUUAAAAAAAAUGCACAAA